Ceutorhynchus assimilis (cabbage seed weevil) is the source of this 1197-nucleotide messenger RNA. NCBI's taxonomy places the organism in Eukaryota, Metazoa, Arthropoda, Insecta, Coleoptera, Curculionidae. The record is from the annotation of a GenBank genome assembly.
UGUGGAUAGGUCUAUUCAAAUAUUAAAAAUAUCUUUUGUGGAAGGGAAUUUGUGCCGAGCCAAGGCGCAUAAUUGAAGACCGGUAAAAAUUGGCAGAAAAUGGAUAAACUUAAAUGUGAGAGUGGUAGUAGUGCACCAUGGGGCAAGGCAAAGAAGGAAGAAUUUGCAAAAUUUGCGGAUUGGGAAACUUGGGACUUGAGCAAACUUGCGCAAGAGAUGGACGCACGAAAAAACAUGCUCAAAGUAUUUCGAGAGGAAUCUCAGUCUCAAUCAAUUGCAAAUAUUUUGAAAGAGGAAAAAGAUGCACUAAAAGUGGAACAACUCAGGAAAAACAGAGUAGCCCAGCUCAAGUCUAAGAGGGUUUCAUUGCAGCAAGAAUUGAACUUAAACCAGGACAAAAAUAGAAGACGUGAGGAGGAACUUGAGAAGAAAAAAGCUAAUCUCAAGGACCGGAAACAAAAGGGCAAUUUGCAAUUGAAUAAGGCAAGAAAAAAACUAGCCGACAUUAUACAAUUGGGGCAUCGCUUGUUGGAUACAAGUCGUGAAGUUUGCAUAGCUAAUAACCUUGACCAGAAAAUUAAAGAAACUACAGAAAGUAUUGCUAAAAAACAACCAAAACUUGCUUUAAAGAAAAAACAAGAAGCGGAUGAACUAAUUCGAUUAAAUGUUGAGAAAGAAAUGCUGGAAACACAACUGGAAACCAUAAAUAAACAAAUAAUAUGGAUAAGGAAUGAAAAGGAAGUUCGGGUAACGAUAGAAUCGGAAAUGGCAAAAGUGCUUUCAACCCUCGAAAAAGAAAAAAACGAUCUGACGGCUCAAUUGUGUCACGAAAAGAACCAACUGAUGAUGCAAAGACAAAAAAGAUUCAAACUUUUGAAGGAUAUUGAAAAUUUAAAGAAGGAAAACGAAGACGAUAAACGUAUUAUAGCGGAGGAGGAAAUGGAAUUGAAAAAACGUAUGAAAACCGCCACGAGGCUUGAAAGAAGAAUUAGCAAGGCAGAUGCUCCUAAAAAGAAGAAAAAAGAUAUAAAUAAAACACAAUUGGUGACUAAACCGGAAAUAUCAGCAUUUGAUGAACUACUAAUGAGUGCACAAUCUACUCCAAUGGAAAGAAAAUUAAGUUGUUGAAAAUUUUUAUGUCAAUACAUAAAACCAUAAUUAAUAGAAUGGAAAUAGAGUAAUUAUAGUAGAAGAUGG